Messenger RNA from Gopherus evgoodei (Goodes thornscrub tortoise), 4604 nucleotides. It is a transcript of the gene TLL1, whose product is annotated as tolloid like 1. Bases 245 to 2758 code for a protein of 837 amino acids. The transcript has 19 exons. Lineage: Eukaryota; Metazoa; Chordata; Testudines; Testudinidae. Gene Ontology annotation, molecular function: zinc ion binding; calcium ion binding; metalloendopeptidase activity. Gene Ontology annotation, biological process: proteolysis. The record is from RefSeq and is a predicted model, not a curated record.
CUUUAAUGAGCAUGGGACGUCAAAAAAACGAGGUGCUCUCUAUCAGCUUAUAGACAGGAUAAGAAGAUUUGGCUCUGGUUUUGAGCAAAACAAUUCUUCUAAAGGAAGAUCGACUGUAAAAUUCUCAGGGAAAAAUGAGAAAAACAGACUUCCCAGAGCUGCUACAUCACGAACAGAAAGAAUAUGGCCAGGGGGCGUCAUUCCAUAUUUUAUAGGUGGAAAUUUCACUGGCAGCCAGCGAGCAAUGUUCAAGCAGGCUAUGAGACACUGGGAAAAGUACACAUGUGUUACAUUCAUUGAACGAAGUGAUGAAGAAAGUUAUAUUGUGUUUACAUACAGACCUUGUGGAUGCUGUUCUUAUGUGGGUCGAAGGGGAAAUGGUCCUCAGGCUAUAUCUAUUGGCAAGAACUGUGAUAAAUUUGGAAUUGUUGUUCAUGAGUUAGGGCAUGUGAUAGGCUUUUGGCAUGAACACACGCGACCAGACCGAGAUGACCAUGUAACCAUCAUUAGAGAAAACAUCCAGCCAGGUCAGGAAUACAACUUCCUGAAGAUGGAGCCUGGAGAGGUGAACUCCCUUGGGGAACCAUAUGAUUUUGACAGCAUUAUGCACUAUGCCAGGAACACCUUCUCAAGGGGUAUGUUUCUGGAUACCAUUCUUCCUUCCCGUGAUGAUAAUGGUAUACGACCUGCCAUUGGUCAGCGUACUCGUCUAAGUAAAGGAGAUAUUGCACAGGCAAGAAAGCUGUACAGAUGUCCAGCAUGUGGAGAAACACUGCAAGAAUCUACAGGCAACUUUUCUUCUCCAGGAUUUCCAAAUGGUUAUCCUUCCUAUACACACUGUAUAUGGCGAAUCUCUGUUACCCCAGGGGAGAAGAUUGUUUUAAACUUUACUACAAUGGAUCUGUACAAGAGCAGUCUCUGCUGGUAUGACUAUAUUGAAGUAAGAGAUGGAUACUGGAGAAAAUCACCUCUGCUUGGCAGGUUCUGUGGUGACAAACUACCAGAAGUACUCACAUCUACUGACAGCAGAAUGUGGAUAGAGUUCCGUAGCAGCAGCAAUUGGUUAGGAAAAGGUUUUGCAGCAGUUUAUGAAGCAAUCUGUGGAGGUGAGAUCCACAAAAACGAAGGCCAGAUCCAGUCUCCUAAUUAUCCUGAUGACUACAGACCAAUGAAGGAAUGUGUGUGGAAAAUAACAGUGUCAGAGAACUACAAUGUCGGAUUAACCUUUCAGGCAUUUGAGAUCGAAAGACAUGACAACUGUGCCUAUGACUACUUAGAAGUCCGAGAUGGAACCAGUGAAAAUAGUCGUUUGAUUGGCCAUUUCUGUGGCUAUGAUAAGCCAGAAGAUAUUAGAUCUACCUCUAAUACCCUGUGGAUGAAGUUUGUUUCUGAUGGAACAGUUAACAAAGCAGGGUUUGCUGCUAACUUUUUUAAAGAGGAAGAUGAAUGUGCCAAACCUGACAAGGGGGGCUGUGAACAGCGGUGUGUGAAUACCUUGGGCAGUUAUCAGUGUGCUUGUGAUCCUGGCUAUGAACUUGGACCUGACAAAAAGAGUUGUGAAGCUGCUUGUGGGGGACUUCUGACAAAGCUAAAUGGGACUAUAACCACUCCAGGAUGGCCCAAAGAAUAUCCUCCAAACAAAAACUGUGUGUGGCAGGUGGUUGCUCCCACUCAAUACAGAAUUUCAAUGAAGUUUGAGUUUUUUGAAUUAGAAGGGAAUGAAGUUUGCAAAUAUGAUUAUGUGGAGAUUCGUAGUGGUCUUUCUUCUGAUUCCAAACUGCAUGGUAAAUUUUGUGGUACAGAAGUGCCUGAAGUUAUCACAUCACAAUACAACAAUAUGAGAAUUGAGUUCAGAUCUGACAACACAGUCUCAAAGAAAGGCUUCAAGGCCCACUUCUUUUCAGACAAGGACGAGUGUUCUAAGGACAAUGGUGGCUGCCAGCAUGAAUGCAUCAACACUGUAGGAAGCUAUGUCUGUCAAUGCCGCAAUGGAUUUGUGCUACAUGAAAAUAAACAUGACUGCAAGGAAGCUGAGUGUGAACAGAAGAUCCAUAGUCCGACUGGAGUCAUCACAAGUCCUAAUUGGCCAGACAAAUACCCAAGUAGGAAGGAAUGCACAUGGGAAAUCAGUGCCACUCCUGGUCACAGAGUCAAAUUAACCUUUAAUGAGUUUGAGAUUGAACAACAUCAGGAAUGUGCUUAUGACCACUUGGAAGUGUUUGAUGGAGAAACAGAAAAAUCACCAAUUCUAGGACGUUUAUGUGGCAAUAAGAUACCAGAUCCUCUUGUUGCUACUGGAAAUAAAAUGUUCCUCCGGUUUGUUUCUGAUGCAUCAGUACAAAGAAAAGGCUUCCAAGCCACACACUCUACAGAGUGUGGUGGUCGACUGAAAGCUGAAUCGAAGCCCAGAGAUCUGUACUCUCAUGCUCAGUUUGGUGACAACAACUAUCCAGUUCAAAUGGACUGUGAGUGGUUGUUAGUAUCAGAGCAUGGCUACCGAGUAGAGUUAACAUUUCAGAUAUUUGAGGUGGAAGAAGAGGCAGAUUGUGGUUAUGACUACGUUGAACUCUUUGAUGGCCAUGAUAGAACAGGUGUGAGACUUGGCCGAUUUUGUGGAUCGGGGCCACCAGAAGAAAUUUAUUCAGCUGGAGAUGCUGUUUUACUUCAUUUUCAUACUGACGAUACAAUCAACAAGAAAGGAUUUCAUAUACGAUACAAAAGUAUAAAAUAUCAAGAUAGCAUUCACACCAAAAAAUAACGCAAGAACCUCUAUGCCAGAAAAUAAGAAAGAAAGAGAGAGUUAGUGUGAUGGAGAGGAAGGAAGCCGUAUUUUUUUACUGACAUUAUCAGCACAAAUGUUUUAUAUAAUGGGUUCAGUUGGAAGCAAAAUGUAUAUGACCAGAAACAUUUUAGUUCACAGUGAAACUUUCAUCUAUCCCAAUGGAAUGGACAUGGUAAUGGCAUGUGGGCUCCAUGCUUGACCGUCUCUGCAAAGCUGGUGAAAGGGCAUUGCAUGCUUCCAGGGAAACUGUAAAAGCUUUUGUUUCCAGCUUGAUGUUUGUAUAGAUGCUUGCAGAUUCAAUCACUUACAUUCAGUGAAAGUGCAAACUGUUCUUCCUUCUGAAAAUUAUCUGAUCCAGGAGUCAAAAUGCUCCUUCAGGUCACACAUACAGAAAACUGUCCUUAUAUCUUAUUGAAAUUGCUUCGGCUUUGUAUCAAAGAUACAAUGCAUGCAAAGGCCAUAAAAGGAGAUAUGAAAUGGGAAAGUCUUCUGAGGUUGGUCUGUACUUUUGUAGGGAUUCAUCUCUCCUGUUAGUUUACCAAUAUUUUGAAACUGGAAAAUCACAUCUCCUGUAGUGUAAUUGAUUUCAUUUUACCAGCACAUUGAAAAGUCUGAAGCAUUUUAUUCAUCGCCAUUAUUAGUACACUCAGAACUUGGAUAGUAAGUAAUUGAAAAUGUCAAGUGUAUUGGUUAAGUAAGCUAUAACUGAUGAUGUGCUCUUAUUUUGCACUGAGCCCGAUAAGAAACUGAGUUAAUGUUUAACAGACCUGUUGUAAAUCAAAAUCUUUAUCCUCUAGGAAACAGAAAUAAUCAUGAAUAGAAUCAUCUGAAACUCCAAUUACUGAUUUCAUUUUCAGUAGUAAAAUGAUAACUGCUGCUAACUUGUAUUUCCUGGAACAUUUUAUGAAUGAGCUAAUUAUCCAUUUUAGCUAACCAGAAACAAAGCUGAAAGUAGUAUCCAAAAGAAACGUUUCCCAACCCAUUGAAAGGACAGUAUAACUUGUUUUCUGGAAAUAAGAAUUUCUGUAAUGGCAAAAAACAAACAGGAUUUUUGUUGAAAGAGAAUUUCUAUGGUGCUAUUCCAUGAACAUUAAACACUCAAUGAAGAAUUUUAGACCUUUGAGCCAACAAUCUGCAGAUCAUGAAUGUCUCACUAUGCCUGGCUGCAUCUGAAGAAUAAAGACUUAUUACACGUAUGACGAGAUCAUUGCAAUGGCAGCACUAAUCCUGUGGAACAACUACUACUAUUGCCUUAGAAUUCUUGCACAUGAUCAAACAGAUCUUCCUGUAGAUACAUCUUUAAUUUGAUAAAUAAUUUGACACCUUGAACGUUUUAAUGUAUGUCAAUGAAAAGAUCUUCAAGCAAAAGCCCAUCUGCAAAGCUUAGAUCAUCUGCUGUAAAUACAGUGACCUGCUUUUGUUGUAGAAAUAUGUUAUUUUAGAAUGAACUAUUCUAUGUGCUUUAGGCCAUACAUGGCUUUAGUCAUGAUGUAUAUGCAUUAUGUAAGUAUGUAUGAAUGAGUGCUCCAGAAAGGUGAGAGGUGUUGUAUGGAUGAACAGUUAAAUUGUGCCAAGUUCUACCAGAACCCUGUUUGACUGUAGCAACUUAAAGGUUUCAUAAGCAGGUAAGUGGGACUUCUAGUCGGCAAGAACAGAAUUAAAAUGAAAUGUUAUGUUUCACUUACAAGAAAUAUUAUUUUGAUAUCAUUUGAUGUAAGUUGCUACCCAGAUUAGCUUAGUUCCUGUUACCUUACAAUGAACAUUCACUGGCACUAAUAAAUCCAGUGUUUUUUUGUGUUUUUUUACAAAAAUAAAAACUAAA